GUUUUUUCCUUUACCUCUUAUUGAAUCUCUUCCUGUCGAGUUCGAAUCUGCUGAAUCUCAAAACCCUAAUUCUGUGGGUUUUUAUCGGAUCAUCGGUUUAUUAGUUUGGAUCGUCAAUUGUGAUUGAGAUUUUGGAUUUCUCAAAUGUUUUGUCUGUGAUUAUUUCUUAACGACGUUGUUUUCACUUUUCCGUUGACGCGUCUCUAAUUGAACCGUCGCGGCGCAUGCACAGAUCGAUUUGCCGGGAGUGCUUCAUCGUAGAUGCAAUUUAUGAUUUUUAUAUUCCUAGUAUCGAUCUGAAAGUUUGAAUAUUUAGAGUCAAUUUAAGAGUUUUUUUGUACUUGUUGUAUUAGCUUACGAUUACGUUGAUGAGAUGAGUGAACAUAUAUUAUAGGAUUUGAUUGGAAAUCUGAUGUUUCCAGCAAAAAAAUAUGUUUAUCUGUUUGGAAUCAAACAACCUUAAUUCGAACUGAAUAUUUCUUCUGAUGAUAAGUGAUACUUAUCAGAAUUUGUUGAUGUGGGAAUCGUCAAAAAUUUAGCUUUUACCCAAGUCUGGGUUUUGAUUGUAUUUUAUCUGAUGGCUCAGGACAGUUUUUCUACUUUAUUAGUGUGUGGCCUUGACUUUUAUAAUUAAUCUUUGUGCUAGACCACCAUGAGUGACCACGGAGAGAAGACUUGUCCACUAUGUGCCGAAGAGAUGGAUCUGACUGAUCAGCAAUUGAAGCCUUGCAAAUGUGGAUAUCAGAUAUGUGUCUGGUGCUGGCAUCACAUAAUGGACAUGGCAGAAAAAGAUCAAUCAGAAGGGCGUUGUCCAGCUUGUCGCACUCCAUAUGACAAAGAAAAGAUUGUAGGGAUGACUGCUAAUUGCGACAGCCUGACUUCUGAAGGCAACAUGGAGCGCAAAAAGACUCAGAAGUCAAAAUCAAAACCUUCUGAGGGGAGAAAACAACUCACCAGUGUGCGAGUCAUCCAAAGGAAUCUUGUUUACAUUGUCGGGUUGCCCCUUGAACUAGCAGAUGAAGAUCUACUUCAUCAUAAAGAAUAUUUCGGCCAGUAUGGAAAAGUUCUAAAGGUUUCCAUGUCUCGAGCAGCAUCUGGUGUCAUCCAACAAUUCCCAAAUAAUACAUGCAGUGUAUAUAUUACUUAUGCAAAAGAGGAAGAGGCUGUUCGCUGCAUUCAGGCUGUUCAUGGGUUUAUCUUGGAUGGUAAACCACUGAAGGCAUGUUUUGGGACAACCAAGUAUUGUCAUGCAUGGCUGAGGAAUGUGGCAUGCAUCAAUCCUGAUUGUCUCUAUUUGCACGAGGUUGGUUCUCAAGAUGACAGUUUCACAAAAGAUGAGAGCAUAUCAGCCUGUACAAGGAGUCGAGUUCAACAAAUCACUGGAGCUCCAUAUAUUCUGCAGCAACGUUCAGGGAGUAUGCUACCUCCACCACUGGAUGCUUAUUGUAGUGACAGUUCUUCCGCAAAACCAAUUGUAAAAGUUCCUCCAAGUAAUGCAGCAACUGCUCCGAGGUAUUCUCCACCUAGUGGGAGUGGGAGCUCUAGUAGAUCCACUGCUCUUCCUGCUGCAGCGUCAUGGGGGACACAUAUUGCAAACCAGCAGUCUUUAGCAACUUCGGUUACUUCAAAUGGAUCUUCUGAUUUACAAAGAUCAACUUCAGUAAAUGGAACCUUGGCCUUUUCUGCUGUUGUUGCAAACGCAGCUCAUGGGCCUGUAUCCUCUAGUGACAUUCUUAAAAGACCAUCUCGCAAAGAGGAAAGCCAAAUAGUUGUUGAUAAAGGCAAACCUAACGUGCUGAAGCCUUUGCAGCAUAAUGUUGUGGUUGAUUCUGGAUCCAAGAGGGCUACCUCAUCUGACGAGGAGGAUUUUACUAGCAAUCGGGUAUCCAGUUCGAUAGACUCUCCCUACAAUGGCAGAGAUAUUGAUAAUUCUUCAGUUAAUGUGAACUCGUUUGACGAUUCAAAUGAAGAUGUAGAAGAUGGCCCUGCUGUAAGCAACUUAUCUGUAGGUGUUUCACGAAUGGGGAUAACUACGAAUUCGUGGGAUGAACGUCCUGAUGAUAUUCCAGGUCCUAUUAGACAACCUGAUGAUGAUGUAUCAAAGCUGCAACGUUUGGAGCAAUGUAGGUUGGAUAGCUCUAUAAACACUGAUAAUAAAGCUACUCCAUCAGAGAAUGGAGUCCCCUUCACAAGGCCAGAGUGGGAUUGGAGAUCAGAUUUGCAAUCGCAGAUGCAAGUUAGCCCAAAAUUGGAAGGGGGGGAUAUAUCAUCAUUAGAUAGCCAACGGCAUCACCCUGAAGAGAAUAUUACCAACUCGCGGUUUUUUUCUAAUUCUUCAAGUUCCAUCUCGGAUUCAAAUUAUUUGGCUUCUCGUUCUUCCCUGCCUUGUGAGCUUUCAGGUGGUAAUGAUUCAAAUUCGAGGUUCUGUUUGGAUAGACGCAGCGACAGAUUGCAUAUUCCUAAUGGAUUUGGUGAGAAAUCCGUGGCCAGUAUGGAGCACUCUCUGUUUGCUAAUGAAGGGAGGAACAAAGUUCGCAAAGCAGAGGAUGAACUAAUCUCAAACAUUUUGUCACUCGACUUUGAUCCAUGGGAUGAAACCUUAACUUCACCCCACAAUCUGGCAGAGUUACUUGGUAGAGUUGAUCAGCGAUCUAAUACUCUUAAACCUUCAAACCUCCUAAAGCAACAUAACAGCCAGUCCAGAUUUUCUUUUGCACGUUAUGAAGAAUCAGGUAAUCAAGCAUUUGAUAGGGAGAACCAUAGCAUAUAUGAGCAGUUUUCAAGAAAUCAGCCUAUUUCAGAGUCUGUGGUCAGCCAAAAUAUCUAUCGGGAUAAUCUCGGGAGCCAAAAUGGAUUUGCAUCAAACUACUCUGGUGGAUUGGAAAACUUUUCUGCUAGUCCUUUAUUCUCUUCAUACAAGAGUCCUGUUUCACGUCCACAAGUUUCUGCUCCUCCAGGAUUUUCUGCGCCCAGCAGGUUACCUCCUCCUGGCUUCUCUUCACAUGAAAGAGUGGGCCUGUCUUCAGAUACUGCACCAGGAACACGUUAUCCUGAUUCGACCUCCUUGUCGAGGAAUGCAUAUCCAGUUGGUAAUCCGAGUGGUGCAAGUGAUAUUGAGUUUGCGGAUCCUGCAAUUCUAGCUGUUGGAAGAGGGAUGAUAAAUGCUGACUUGGAUAUGAGAUCAAGAUUCUCUUCACAAAUGAAUGCCUUUGAGAACGAAACAGGACUCCAAAUGUUGAGACAGCAACAAGCCAAUGGGUUUCAUCAUGAUCUUAGAAACUUGUCUCCUUCACUUACCGAUCCUUACGGAUUUAGUUCAAGGCUAAUGGACCAUCAGACACAGGGAAGUAGCUUAUCUCAUUUCUCCCAGCUUCCAAGGCAACAGCCAUCUGCAAAUUCAGUCAUGUCUAAUGGUCACUGGGAUAAGUGGAACGAAGGCCGAAGUAUGAGCUCUCUAGGCAUGGCCGAGCUUCUUAGGAAUGAACGGCUUGGAUAUAACGGGAGCCUAUUCACCAACGGUUAUGAAGAACCGAAACUCCGGAUUCCGAGUCCCGGAGAUGUGUAUAAUAGAACAUAUGGGAUGUGAUUUUGGCAUCAAGAUAAUGUUUCUGCUUUACUGGAUUUGCUCUGGUUGACCCCAAGUGGUAGAAGAAUUAUACUCAAAACUGCUUCCGACGCUGUGCCUACAGAAUCAGUCGUCAUAUCAAAGAUGCAGGUCCCCAACAUGGACUCCUCAGGCGCAUUUUUUUAACUUCAAAGGAGCCAAAGAUGUUGAUGUUUUGGUGCCUUGUAUAGAUAUGAUUUCUGCAGAUUGAUCUGGGAAUUCUAGCAAAAAUGUGGAUGCAAGUAAGGGUCCAAGUCCAACGGUAACAGUACAUCUUUUUAACAAUUUUUUUAUACAUCAUCAAAUUGUUAUCGCAAAACAUAAGAAAACAAAAAAAAGAAAACAAAAGCGCCAAGUUUUACUGUUGAACUCUUUCUGCCUCUAAUAAUGUGAUAGGCUUUCUGUCUUUUGUGUUUUAUCUUGAAGAACUUUUAUAUUUUCACUAACAUAUAUUUGAAGCAGUUCAGAUAAGUUAUCUUAAUUUCAGUAAAAAACAAAUAAAAUAAGCUGAUAAUGAAUGGUGAGAGUGCACGAUUAAUGGCAAUUUUAUGUCUAUUCCGUUUGAAUCAAAUUGAUCCUUACACAAAAAAUUAACGACAAACUUCUUAUAACAAGAUUU
Molecule: messenger RNA, 4223 nt
Organism: Thlaspi arvense
Lineage: Eukaryota; Viridiplantae; Streptophyta; Magnoliopsida; Brassicales; Brassicaceae
Source: the annotation of a GenBank genome assembly